AUGGAGGGGAGUCUUGCAAGGGCUAAAUACAGUUUCCAAUCCAGCAGUCCAGAUGAAUUAUCUGUACCCGAGGGAAGUAUCAUAACAGUAACUCAAUACAUCAACAAUCACUGGUUAGAGGCUGAAUAUAAAGGCAAAAGAGGAUAUUUUCCUAUAAUCUAUGCUGAAAGGAUAACAAAUGAUUCACAACUCCAUACUGAACAGAAUGCUAUUUUCUCGGUACCAUGUUUAAAUGGAGGAGAACUUCCAGAAAGUGUAAUACCUGAUAACUUUCAUCAUCAGGAUUACUCUUCAGGAAAACAAGUUUCUCAUAGCAGUAGUGAAAAUGUUGUUGAGGCUGCAUUUGGGUUUGAUGCCAGAAAUGACACUGAACUGACAUUUCCUUCUGGGGCUCUGCUUGAAGUUACUAAAGAUGUUGAUGAUGAUUGGUUAGAAGGAUCGUUCAAUGGAAGGACUGGUCUUUUUCCAAAAAGCUAUGUCAAGUCAUCAAAGAGACCAUGCGCGCGCGCAUUGUAUCCUUUUGUUGGGGAAAGCAUAGGCGAGCUCACAUUUCGUGAAGGUGACUGCAUAUUUCUUCACAAACGAUUAAAUUCACAAUGGAUGGAAGGAGAAAUUGAUGGGAAUGUAGGAAUUUUUCCUUCAAGCUUUGUCAUAGUUGAAGUUGAAUUGCUGCCUGACAAAGAUGAAUUUCUAAAUGGGGAUUUUUCUCCCAAGAAUUCAAGUCCAAAACAUGGCAGCCAUAUUAAUACUGCAACGUCUAAGAUUCAAUGGAAAGUAGGAAUGAAAGGUAGAGCACUGUUUCACUUUUCAGCACUGUAUUCAGGAGAUUUAGAAUUAAAUAAGGGAGAUAUUGUUAGAGUUCUUCGUGUAGAUGGUGACAAUUGGAUAGAGGGUCAGCUAGCUAAUGGCAUAUCUGGAUCAUGCCCUGCAGCAUACCUGGAGCCUGUAAUCAAUAAAAGCAAUUCACCUGAAAAUCACUGGAAUUUCAAGACUCAAAAAUUUACAUCUUGGGAAGAUUUUUCUGGUUCUCCUCACGUUAUGUCUAAUUCUGUUAAUACUAGUGAAAUGUCAAAAAGUUCCAGUCGAGUUUCAUUUAGUCAACAGGGUUAUGAUAUUUUUGACCGUUUAACGACAGCAGAAUACAGUGACAGGUCUCUUUUGGACUCAUCAUUUACACAGGAUCUAACUCCUAUACUUAUGCCUUGGAAUAAGUCACCUCAGGAGUCUAAAGAGGUUGGAAAAACUGAAUUUUUGGUGAAACAACCAGCACCCAAGUCCAGGACUCUAGAAAGAUAUUCUGUUACUUAUUUAGGCAAUAUGGAGGGAAAAAACCGUUCUAUAAAACAUGAUAAAACCAGCAGCAGUCCUUCGUAUUCGGCAGAGUCACUGACAUGGGGAACUACACCUCUUAGGAGCAGCUAUGCAUCAAAUUCAAAAGCAACUAGUGCUUAUAAUGGGCUCUCUGGUCAGUCCAGUGUAAUAGAUCAAGGUCCAUCAUUAGAGCCUUAUCAUCAGGGUUCUGUAGGAACUUGGCCAAGCAAAAGAUCAGGGAUUCAUGCUGGAUGCACAUCCAGUGUCCAAGGGAACUUUGUUGAUGAUCUUUUAUCAGGUAACUGUACCUCUUUGCCUCCUCCCCUGAUACCUGGCCUGCAAGGUGCAAUAGAUGAUGAUAACAUUGAUUCCAGCGCAUCUGAGGAUUCUCCGAUUACACCAAGGAGGCCAGCCCCUCCACCACCCAAACGAAAGGACAGUGGAAAUGCUGUACGCAGUAGAACACUACCAGGGAGAAGAUCAAAGGACACUGCCCAAGGCCACUUCAACUGGGAUGCUCUACCAUCAGGCAGAGAAGAUAUGAAAACAACUGUCAAUCCUACUGCUUCCCCUAAGGGAUCCCCGAAGAUGGGAGUGGCAGGUGUUGCAAGGCAAAGGCCACAAUCCAAGCCACAAUCUUUGGGUAACAAAGAUGUAGACACUGAUGUUUAUGUAGAGAAGGUACGUACACUAGGCAGUUUGACUACAGUACUUUGGGAAUUUAAUGUUUUUGUUAAAUAGCUUAUUGCUCUGACAUUAUUUUGAGCCACUGCUUGCUCUUAUUCUUUGUUUGAAGGCCACAUGGUAGCAUCUAAUUUCAUCUGACUGUAUCUCCAAUGUUCUUGUUAGGGAAAACCCAAGGCUCUGAGGAAAACAAAACUAACUUUUUCUCCUCAGCAGCAUACAUGUACAUUAUUUUCUUGGUACAAUAUUCAAUAAAGACUAGUGUAAUUCAGCAGGAGAGUUCUUGAACUGCAACUGACAGAACUGUAUAAAUGUCAGGCUACUAUACAGUCAUUAAUUUUACAUGUACAUGUAAUUGAAAUCCUGAAAUCCCAGUUGCUCUCAAUGUACUUCAGAUGAUGAUGUCUUAGACCCAAGUACUGGUUCAAUUUCUUCACUCUUUAUAAAUUAUUGCACACAUAUUGUAGAUGAAAAAAAUGUAUGUGCUCAAGUUACUAAAAGUGAUUCAUGUACAAUUUUAAUCAUGGUGGAACAUUUAAUACAUAUAUGUAUUUUUUCUAAUUUAUUAUAAUGAUUUUAGAGUCCUCGCAGGCUAAGACAUUCAAGCAGCCUAGAGCAGAUUAGACAGUCCCCAAGUCAAAGCACUGUAGCUGCAGUUAUUGAUAGUGAUGCUCAUGGUGCUGAAUGGGCUGGAAACAAGGGUAUGUACCAUGUAUAACUAAUGCCCCUCUACAGUUCCUAGUUUUUUAAAUGAAGAGACUCCAUGUUGCCAUGUGUCUGUUCAGUAAUAGAUCAUAGAUGACAUCACGGCUUUCAUGGAAUCUAAAUUCAUUUUAUACAAAGUCACCAAAAGACAAAACAAUGACAUGUACUUGCUUGUACCUAACCUCAUACUGUUUUUUUUUUUUUUUUUGAGGCCUUAACCUGCUCAAUCCAAAAUAAUGAUACGGGUAGACAAUUUGUUUUCAUCAGGCUUGGUUGGUGGUGCCUGCUGUGGAUUGCCUGCCGUCUUUCAGUCUUCCGGAAGAUAAUCUUGACCCCUUCCCUGUCAUUCUUAAAAAUAUUCAUGGCUAAAUCAAUACAUGUAAUUGUGCAAACAUUACUGCUGAGUUUGUAACAAUUCACUGUGCUGAUAUGCAGCUUGAAUCAUUACUGUUGUUAGAAAAUUCAUUUGAUGAAGUUGAUGGCCCCAGAUUAGCUUCCCUGCAGAAAAGGAUCGAAGAAACAGAACAAAAUCUUAAGGUAAGUAUCAUCUGCCAAUUAAGAAAGUUCUAUACUGACAUGCUGAUGUAUAUAUACAUGUAGAAAAUUGCCAGUGAAGGGUUGUUUUUACAUAUUCACCAUGGCCCUGGGAAAAAAGAGAAGUCCAGAGAUCAUAUUGACCCCACACAGCAUCUUUUUUCAAUGCUGCGCGAGGUAAUAAAGUGAAUAUGUGAUCCUCGCAGUUGAAUAAUUAACAACCUAACGGUUGAAACAGAUCCUAAAAAAAUUCAGGCUUGACCUGGAAUCAUUCCUGACCAUGACUUUGAGAUGACAUGAUGCAAUGUUCUAUGAAAUGACCUGUAAAUGCAACACUACUUGCAGUGUUCAAGGUAGUGUAUAAGGUAUUUGCUUGACAAUCUGUGGUUACAAUGUACCAAUCUCAUACUCUACAGAAAGAGAUGAAUGUACAUACUGGAUUCAAGUCUAUUGCUCAGGUAUUGAUUGUUUACAAAAUUUGCUGAUGUACGGCCUACAACUUUGUAUUACUGUUAAUGUUAUAAUUCAGUUUUUAAUCCUUGGUUGAAUUUUUAGUGUCCACUCAUGACAUGUAGUAAAAAGGAGAAAAACCCAGGAAUAAUUAAACUUAGCCUGUUCCAGGCAGACAGGUGGUAGGGAUGGUGCAACGAGAAGUGACCAGGAUAAAAGAGCCAGAGGGUUGAGUUUGGGGGUGGGGGGUGAGGGGGGGGGGAGCCUUCACUUCAUGCCACUCCACUAUCUGAAUGUCUUGAACCACAAAAAAAAAAAUGUGGACCAAAAGAAAAACUCAUCAUACAACAGAUACAUUGUAACUUGAUGGGAGUUCAGGCUCUUGUGUUAGAGUUUAAUUUGUGCCAGAUUUUGUGUGGGUUUUCAGAGGAGUUAUUACCCAGUCUAGGACUCCCUUACAUAAACUCUUUGUCAUUAUGGUGGUGGAUUUCAUGGGUAAGAUCCUAGACCCCCUACAAUUGUUUAUUGUCAUGUACAGUGUGUUUUCUGCAGAGCUCAGCCUUUAUUUCAGUCAAUUCUAUGCUCAGUGCAAGUGCCAAGACACCUUCAAAUUGCAUAUUAACUUACGUGCCACCACUUUAAGAAUUAUUUUUUUUCCUUUUUUUAUGUCUUAUCAGUAGUCAGUGCCACAUUAGAAAUUGCCUUUUCCUUGAAUUUGACAUUGCAGUGUCAAUUAAUGAUUUCAGUUAGUGAUGAUGGAUCCUGUAAAGCAGAGGGAAAUGGAAGUUAAAGUGUCACAGAGUCAACAGAAGAUCAAUGAAUGGCAUGAGGAAUUACAACUUCUGCAAGGUUUUGUCCUGUGUUGUUGUUUUCUUAUUAAUUGAUAGCGAGGUGCGUGCAGCAGAGCACCAUCGGUAAGAAAAUGUGGUUAUCUAUGCAUUCAAGUUUUUUGGUUCCGACAAAAUCGUCUGUAUGUACGUACCUCUACUCCUUCAUGUAAGCAGGUGUGAAAUGGGACACUUACUAGCUAGGAGUCCAAGGCAUAUACUCUCUUUGUUUAACUUGGUGUUGCAUCCAUAAUUGUUAUGGUCAAUUGAAAGCUGUCAGAAAAGAUUAUCCGCUGACCAGUGUCACAUGACUGUAUCACGGGCUUAGGUAUACAACUCUGAAGUGACAUAUUUUUUAAAGUUAUUUCCACUGACUAGUUUUUGGUUUUCAAUUGAUCGUGGGCUCAGGUCCAAUUAUUGUUUUUUUCUUAAAGGAAGAAUACAGUUUUGAAUUACUUGAGAAAGACAUUUCUUAAUAAUUUAUGUGCCUCUUAAAUGGCUGUUAAUCAAUGGAACAUAAUGUAAGAACUGAAAUAUUUUUAUGGUGAAAGGAAUUACGUGGCCUUAUUUUUUUGAUGCAAGAAUCAAAGAGAAAGAAGACCCUAGAAAUGACGAGGUUGAAGCUUCGUUUUACUGGGUCACUCAUUUCACAAGAUUUGCAUGACCACUUUUUUUUAAAACUGAUUUGAAAGACCUCACAUGUCAGAAACUUUUAGUUCCAGCCGGAUUUGUUGAAAUGGCAAAAAAAAUGUUAGAUAGUCAAAAUACUAAGGUCAACCAUUAAUAUUGAAACAAAGACAAAAUCGUUACAUGUUUGAUUUAGUUAGAAGAUGGCUUGCAUAAGACUUCGCUCAUUCUUGCUCAACAGAAAGAUCUACGUGUGCUGGACAACCGGACGGGGUGUUAUUCGAGGUCUGCCCUAACAAGUACUUUUCAUUUCAGAUGAGAAAGUCUUUAUGAUAGAGUCGCAUCGGAAAAAGAUGUUGAAGAACAAAAUAGCUGCUCUUGAGGCUAACCUAGAGGUGCAGAUUUAAAUACUUUGCUCUUUGAUUUUUUUCAACUAGUUGUAUCUUUAGUGGCUUUCGCAUCAGCUCAUGACGGUGCUUGUUUUUUGAUGUCCCAGUUGGCCAAAUUCCAAACGGUUAGAGUUGGACAGUUAUGUGGUACCUCCAUUUUUUACAUAUGGAGCACAGUUUUUCUUACUAUAGUUACUUUUUUUUCUUUGAUUUAGAAACAAGCCAGAAGUCAGAGAAGUCUUGAAAUGUUGCUUGGUGUUGUAGAGGAAAACAGAAAGAAAGAAGUCAUGGAGAAUCUUGGAGUUUGUGCAAAAUUAGUGGAAAAAAUCAAAACUGAACUUGCUGGAUUAGAGGGUAUUUAUUACGAUACUGUGAAAUGCAUGACUGUAAUCUAAGUGCAUUCAAGUACUUGCAUUUGUGUGUCUAUUUCGGACAGUUUUUCUUGCUUGUUUCAUAUCGACGCUAACUGAGUGGGAUUACGUAUUUACGUUUGUUCAUCAGUCAUCUACUGCACAACAAUUAAUUUAAAUUUUUGUCCGUGUUCAGCUUCUUUGCAGUGCUUAACAGAAAAGCCAGCUGUAUCCAAUCAAAAACACAUGGCUGAGCAGCGACAGAGAGUUGUCAAUGAACUGAUCAAUACAGAGAAAGACUACUGUAAUGACCUAGACCUUUGUGUUAAAUACUUCCUUCAUGAACUUCAAACGAUACAGGUUGGUUUCCUCCAGCAUUCAGUUCUGCAUGUCCGUGAUUAAAGUGUUUUUUUUAGAUUUUUGAGUUUACUCGUUCACGUCGUAAAAAAUCGAAUUCAUUACAAUACAAGCUAGAGGGGGCUUUAAAAAUAUAUCUUUGGGGGGUAUUGCCGUAUGUAUUUUCUUUGUUAACAGGUAGAUGGGCCUAUAAGUGGGGGGGGGGGGGUGGGGCUUGUAAGUAGCUGGGGAAAGCUUACAAGCGGAAGUUUAUGAUGGUCUGGAAAAGACAGUGUAAGAACAACAUAAAUUCAACUCCGCUCUGAAAGCAGCAUACCGUUGCAGCUGUAAUUUACCUUCGGAAGGCCUGGGAAAACGCUGAACAGGGACCGACUAGGCGAGGCCAAGUGCAGAAUGCCAAGCCAUUCCUCACUUAGUCUCCGCCUAUAUCCUGUUAUGAUCUGCCUCCCCAUAAGCAAACCAUUUGUUUGAUUUUCCUUUUUUUUGGCUCUGUUUUACUUGUUUGUUUGUCUGUAGAUGAAUCUCUGUUUCUGUUUCGUGCAGGUAAAGGAUCUCGAUUGUGAAGCUUUGUUUGGAAACAUUGAAAGUGUUCUGGAGACAUCGCGGAAACUGUUGAAAGGGUUACAAAAUGCCGUUCAAACCAAGGAGGGAAAAGACCAGGAACUUGGUAAAUAUGACUCAGAAAUGAACGCAUUAUAUAUGGCUAAAGCAUAUCUUUGGGUUAAAUGUAGUCAGUUUGCAAACACUGUGGGGAGUUUGCAACAUAUUUCACAUUUUACUGUGGUUUAAGAAAUUUGUUUGGUUAGAAGCUGUACAAACUGUGAAUAUUUCCAUUUUAUUUGCCUCAGAUUUACAACUAUAAACUUAGACAAAGAAAAGCAAAAAUCGACGAGCCUUGAUGGAUAAUUUCUUUGUCUUCGUAUAGUCACAAUACAGAUUGUUUAGGUACUAGAGAAGGUUUGUUCAUGAAGUGAUUAUAACAGUUGGGAGAUAAAAAGUUAAGCCUACAGCAAUGUAGAAAUUCAUCAAUGUCUUUGAUGGCUGCUUAAAAAAUUUUUAUUUCCCCAGGAAAGUGCUUUGUAGACUUGUCUGAAGAAAUCAAGGAUGUAUAUGCUGUAUACUGUAGGAACCACGAUGAUGCUAUUUCGCUGAUGGAAAAGGUGACAUUGAUAUAUGAUAAUUAUGCAAACAGAAGUUACGAAAGAUCGAUACUUACAAGAUUUUCCAAACAUGGAAAAGUAACGAUUCGACCGAUCUACGUAAAGUGUAACCAAGGUUAAGAAAGUUAUCGAAAGAGGAUUUUUUUUUAUCACUCUCUAAUGAACUUUGUGUAGUAGGAGAUUGUCAUUUCCUUUUUUUUCUGUAUUUAUUGUAUUUUGUUUAUAUUUGCAGUACGAAGAAAUGCCUGAAAUACAGGAUGAAAUAUUAAAAUGUUUAGAAAAAAUAAGGUAAAUGAUGUCUAAUUAUUAUGUGUUGUAGUCGAGUGAUUUGUACGCUUGCCACUGUUUCAGUACUUCCAGUGGUUUCGAAUUGUUUGAUGUGUUGUUGUACAAACGUUGUUGACCCGGUUGGCUAAAAGACCAUCCAAGCUGCUGUAUCUCUGCCGGCAACAGUACAGUAUAUCAAGGAGGAAAUAGGGGAUGCAUUGGGGAGUUUGGGUGGAAGUGGUGAGGUCAUGAGAGUUACAUCGCCUCCGAUGACCCAUUGAGGACCAGCUGAAGAUGUCAUUGGUUGACGUCACAAGUUUGGUCACUGGCGUAUGGGAACGCUUAGGUGGCAUUCGAGCAUUGCAUUAAGGAGUUUGGAGGGAAGGGAAGAGGCCACGGGAGUAACAUCACUCACUGAUAAGGGGUAGAGAGCCAGCUGAGGAUGUCAUUGGGUGACGUCACAAGCAUGCGCGCUGGCGUAUGGGAACGCUUAGGUGGCACUCGAGCAGACGUUGUUUGGAUUGGGCUUAUUUUCUUAUUACUAACUAAUUACAGUCAAAUUUCUCCUUAUGAUACCAUAACCUUUUUAGUGCUCUUGGUCCCAAAGAUACUAAAUUUUUCUUCUAAUAACAUGGACAGUUCUGCAAGCGAACACUUGUGUCUUUGCCCUACUAUGGCCCGUCUAUUUCCCUGUCAAGGGGGUUAGACUUUUGUAGGUUGGUCCCUUCGCGGCGUGCAGAAAGGACGCGAAGACUAGAGGAUGUCUACUAGUUUUGGAAGGCUAGCAAUUUUUAAACAACGAACUCCUUUAGGCUUCUUCGUGACUAUUGUAUUUUUCGUGUUAGUUUUAGCUUAUCUGCAUUAUUUUUUCAGAGAACAUACUCGCUGUUGGGACUUGUCAUCUUUUCUUAUCAAACCUGUACAGAGAGUGCUUAAAUACCCGCUCUUGUUAAAUGAACUCCUAAAGGUAUACUCUUGUUUGUAGUGUAGCAUGGUUAUGUUAACUUUAUGUAUUUUUAACGAGGCUAUUGGCAUCCUUCUCCAUUCUAGUCUGCAUGGUCUCCAUUUUCGAGCGCCAUUUGCUAAUAUAACCGCAUGUGCGUAAUCGCUUACUCAGUCUGGCCCUUACGAGGGUAAGUGCCCAGUUUUUUUAUAUGAACGAAGAUGCCUUUUAGUUUUAUCCUUUGCAAAUAAAACUUAGUUUUACUAACUAAGGUUUUGCAAGUAGCUUCGUUUUGAAAGCGAGAGAUGUAAAACUCCAAAAACAGCCCAUGAUUUAAAUACCUGUAUGACUAAAUCUAUCACUACUAUGAGCUACAAACAACUUUUUUUCUUGUGUUCCAUUUUAUAGUAUACUCCUGAAAUACAUCGUGAUAAGUACAACUUACUACAAGCGAUCACAGUAAUGACAGAUGUGGCUAAUGCAAUCAACGAGUUUAAACGGAGAAAGGAUCUCGGUAAGUUUGUGUUAGAGUAAUAGUAUACUGAGUGAAUAGCGUAGUGUAGCUAUUGUUUCGCUUGAGACUGAUUGAUCAUUCUAACUUUAUGGAAGUGUGUCUUUACUAGAGUUGGAGACUUACUUGUGUCAUAGCGAAGGCAUUCCGGAUGGUCGCAUUCCAAUAUAGAGGUGUUUUCAAAGCGUCUCCUGUCAUGAAUUCGAAGCCUCUUGCUCAGCGAUCACCCUGGCUAAUAGGAAAUAGAUCGUAAAACAUUUCGUUUGAGUAAAGCACGAGAGAACACAAGACCCAAGGAGGCCCAUUCUGCCGGUGUCUCCCUCGCAGCCGUUUUUGUCUCGUCACGCAAGACUUCUCCCCAAUGUUAGGGAGGAACGUUGCGUGACGAGACAAUAACAGCUGUGAGGGAGACUGACUGGGCCGUAUUCUGAAAUGUUAGCCGUCUCCACCCUCUAACUUGUGGCAGGGAGGGGUGGGAGGCGUCUCCGGAUUGGGGGCUAGGACGGCUAAGAAUUCAGACUAACUCGGCUGAAGUUUAACCUGAUUUUUUUUAUCUGAUUCUGAUGUCGACUUACGCUCUGCUUUCAACAGUUGUCAAGUACAAGAAAGUUGAAGAGAGUGGUCUUACAAACAAGAUACAGAAACUAAGCUGGCAUUCAGUGGUGAAGAAAGGCACUCGAAUUAAUCAGAAAUUAACACAACUUACAGGGCUCGUGGCACAGGUAAAUUUACCUACUGACACGUACAGUGUGCUUUUCAUCAGUUCUUAAGUGGAACAAAAUAACUUCUUGCAUUGUACUGCAAUAAUUUUAAUUUAGUUUCCGUACGGCUUAGAGCUUGAAGUGACCGUUAAACUAGACGAUAACGUACUCUGUACAUACGCUCAGAUGUACGGGAUCUUCCGGUAGUUUGGAUUCAUUCAUUAAUGGAACUAACGCUACAGUAAACUAAAGUGUCAUUUUCAAACAACUAAAUGUUACGCUGCUAAACAAUUGGUUGUUAAGUAGAUCAUUAUAUAGCAAUUGUUGAAUGAGGCUGAGUAGGAUAACACCCACCGAGACUUCACUUGCUCAAUCCUCUCAAUCGUUAUCUCAUUGAGGUAAUAUUUUGGCGGAGUAAUAUUUCCAAAUUUUGCGCGGCUAGCUUUUGUGUAAAGCGGAUCUAAAUUGCUCAUAAAUCAUUGUCUCUCAAGCACCGCAAGGAAUAGUCUCAUCAGAAAGGUUCAAGUUUAUUUGGAUAAGUGCGUUUGAUUGUUUUAACAUUUGCAGACUGUCGACGAAAAAUUCAUCGAAGAGGAGAAGAGGUUCCGUGGAGUCGAGAAAACCGUGAAAGCACUUUGGAAAAACGUCUCAACCUACUUGGAAGAAUUCGAGGUAACUUUGUGACGUCACAACCUGACCAAAACGUCUUCGCUUAUGAGUAAUAAUCUUUUGAGCCAUAUAAGGGAAGGUUAGAAGUUCUAAGCGGGCAUCACUCUGUUUCGGACCAGCACUACCUCAAAACUGCAUUGAUUGCAGCUAAUCGCAAACAUACGAAAAACUUCAAAAUAUUUAUGAUGAAUACUAGCAUUUUCAACCGUCUUUUAUCGCAGGAGACCAUGGAGUUCCGCCAGGCUUUAGGGGACAAUAUUAAUGACUUCUACCAAGAUGCUGCAACGUGUUCAGAAGUGUCCACUUAUUAUAGGACACACAAGACGAUUGGGGAGACUAUUCUAAGCAGAUUUGUAAGUUUAAAUGAUAUAAUUCUGUAUAGUCAACUAAUGAACGCAUAGACGAGUGAGAGUGCGACCACUGUUGACCUCAAACUCGUCUUCGCAACGACAAGUUGACAGCACUUUGUGAAAAGUGCUGGGAACGAGGGUCCAGGGUCUGGCAUCCACUUACAAAAGGUCACUCUGACUGGCUCAAGCGGAAAAGGAAAAAAAAAAAGGACAGUUAACUAAUUUGCGGAUUUUUGUCGUGAUUUGUUUGAGUGUUCGCUUAAGAGAUGUUAUUCAGGAGUUACAGCAAAGACGUUUUUUGAGCGGCGCGCAUCAACCGGAAGUGGUCUUUUUUGCAUUCUUUGGCAGUGGUUUUGCCCAAAUUUUUGCGCAGAUUGUCUUUAUAUACGUAAAAACACUUAGAUAUACAAAUUUGGUAGCAUCAAGCCAUACUAAAAGGAACAAGGCCUCAGUUUCAGUUGACGUGCGCCGCUCAAAAAAGUCUUUGCUUAAACUCCCAAUAUACCCUCUGGUCCUCGGAAAGAAAACAGUAUCUGCCUUUGCGUAGCCUGCGUAGCAAGUGUUUCCGUGCGGUUUUGGAGCAAAGAGCGAGGAACCGGAGUCAAAGACCGCGUGUAAAAUGUCGAGAGUAAAAGAGCGGGGAGGGGUGGGGAAGAAAGGUUAUCUUUCCCUUUCGCUUCCCCCUUCGUUGAUAGUUUGGCUCUCGUUCCAUUUCUCGCGCGGCCAAAAUCGAAAGCCCCGUUCCUUGGUCUUUCUUUGCUCCGAAACCAAACGGAAACGCUUGCUACGCAGGUUAGCCUUUGCGUGAGAUUACAAAUACCCAAUCUUUCUUUCUUCAUGAUUACAAAUUAUACUCGCUUUGCAAUUCAUACUACAUUAAUUGGCGUUCUGUUUCUUUUCAUUUAACAGAUAGAUAGUGUUCAGUUGCAAGUGCUUUCUCCGCUCAAUUCCUUGCUCAACUUGUUUCAAGGACCGCAGCGCUUAAUUCAAAAGAGAAAUGACAAGUGCUUGGACUACGACAGCUGGUCAAACAAGAUUGACAAGAUAAAGGACAGAGAGAAAUUAAAAGUGGUACAUAUUAGUUGUUGAGAAUAAUUAAUCUUCUAAUGAGCUAACUCAGUGACGUAAUCGUUAAUAUUAUAGUUUUAGACCGGAUAACUGCCCAAACAUCCACAGUACAAAACAUCUUGCGUUGAACUUUCUUGCAGGACCAACGCGGAAAACUGUUGUCUUUGUUUCUAGGUUAAUUCCUGGUCUAUAAAAGAUUUAUUAUAUGGCCAAAAAGAGAACUUUUUCGUGUUGGACCAACCCGGGAAAUCGCUAGUGGGCAAGAUAGACCCAUCUUACUUCGCUCGGGUAGCCAAUGAGAACGAAUGACUAGCUUCAUCUUACCCGCUUGUGGAUUCAGCCAUAUAAUAAAAAGUGAUAAGCUUUGACGUUUGUUUUGUUUAUUUUGUGUUGUAUUUGUUUUUGACGUUGCUUUUUGGUUUUGUUCUUGCUUUUUUGUUUGUUUGUUUGUUUGUUUGUGAGUUUUCUAACAGUGUAUGUCCUUGUAAAUUUGUAGGCCAAAGAAGAACUGGGGCUUGCCAAGAAAAACUAUGAAGCACUGAACACUCAGCUGUUGGAGGAGAUCCCUGGUUUUACUGAGAAGUGUAUGUCUUUAGUGGUGGACUGUCUCAAGAACUUUGCUAUGGCACAGAACCGAUUAUACUAUGAAAUUCAACAGGAGUACGAGCAGCUAUUACAGGUACCUGUGCUUAUUACAGCAAUUGGGCUAAGGUGCUUAUUUUAGGAAAAAAUCGUUGGAACUCGGCCUGUAGCGGCAUAUAUAUAUGUGAAUACAAUUAAGAGGGUCCUGAGUGUCGGUUUUGGUCAUAGGGGUUCUGCAAUGAUAUUUUCAAAGGAAACGUAAUUUUAUAGAAAACUGAUGGAAACCUCAAGAGUUUAUAGCAUAAGGAUAUUCGUAAGAGUAUGAGACACUAAUGUCAUGGGGACUAAGCUAUUGGAGGCUAAUAUUAUAUGGACUUGGCUGUUGAUAUAUUAUCAGUGAUUUUGUUAUAAAUAGUUAUGGUGAGUCCUGGGACUCAUCUUGUGAAAAAUCGUGAGGCCCAGUUUAAUAAUAAAAAAAGAGUCCGAAAUUGAAACUGCUUAGGCCUUUAUGUAACGAGACAGUUAAUCUGAAGACAGACUCCAAACUCUGUAUUAAGUACAUGUAUACUGAAAUAGAAAUAAUUAAGAGUCCUUCUAUUUUGAAGCACAACAAAGACUAAAAGAAAUAAUGCAUCGUUAAACGACAGCCAUUUACAACGGCCACAGAAAUUACGCGAACGGGACGGACAUUUCUUCAAAUACACAUGUUCAGAUCGAUCGAUUAAUCGAUCUUUGCGUCCAUCCCCAUGCCAUGAAUUAUUUAGCGCCUUUGGGGAUUUUAAUGCGUCAGGGACGCGGGACGCAGAGGUAACAAAAUCACUGGAUUAUUGUCAAAUCCGCAGUCUUACAAUUUAGGAGUCCUUUGACACGUAACAUUUCACUAUUUCAGCUACCAGUUGUACAGACGGUGGAAGGUGACAUAAUUGAGCACCACAGCAAGAGAUCUUUACAAGUGAUGGAGCAGUUCUCGGACCUGAGUUUUAUACCGUUAAGUUUUGUAGCAAAGGACAGUUCUCGCAAGAAGAGGCGAUCAGUAAAAAACCCAACGCAACCUUCAAGAGAUCAGGUAAAUCUUGUAGACAGAUAGGCUUGAAACAGGCCAGCUCAUUUAUAUCAUUGCGAUAUACCACCUAUCGGUAUAUUCCAGUCCGAGCAGUCUUGGCGCAUUCAUGCCUGAUUAGUCCGCCUCAAUAGUGCAUUGACAUGCGUAAAUGUCCGACCAUUUCCCCCGAUGAGCGUGUUGCAUGAAAGUAUGGUGCAUUUAUUUGCAAAAUACUGUAUGCGUUUAGCCGUCGCAUUUUCCGGUUGAAAUAUUUUAUUGUUUUAACUGCUUAAAACCGUCUCAAUUUGCAAAUGCUAGUGUCUUUUGUCUGAAGACUAGUUUGGAAAAUUCAUCCUUGUGUGUUACCUUCCUGCGUGAAAAGUCGCAUAAGAGUUUCACGUUGUACUGAUAGUGACCGCAAAGAAAUGCACCAAGAUGCGUCGUAAUCUUCCAUAGAUGUUGUUUUGCUUAUCAAACCUAUCACCUGUUACUGUUCUAAUAACCAUUACCGUCGUCGCUCCUCUCCCUAUCACUCUUUUCCCACUGAAGGUGGAGUUGACUAUGUACACGCGUACCUGUAUUUGUUGCUUCUUUCAGGAUACCACAGAAGAUUAUGGGGACAACAAACCCAGUUUGGUGAAUUUUAGAGGUGAUGAAUUUGAGGAGAGAAUGCUAAGGAAGCAGAGGCAAGCUCCACCCCCUCCCUCCACGAUUCUCCAGCCAACGCCUGCCCCACGACGGCUGAGCAGUGCAGCAAGGCCUGUAAGUCUGUAGGGUGCGGUUAUUUAAGGUGUAAGGCAAAAAGUAGCUUCUUACCGACAUGUUUCUUUGUUGUUGUUGUUGUUGUUGUUGUUGUUGGGUGGUGUUGUGGUCAAUUAGAUCCCCGCUCUGUUAUGUGUUCCGCACCUUAAUUAUGGUGGAACUGAUUAGAUAAUAAAGCUUUUGCUUGUUUGUUUUUGAGGCCUUUCAUCGUUCUGACCUCAACUGAAAAUUUUAUUGGCGAAAUCUUCGUGCUACUUGCAUUCAGGCGUUUACUAUUUUAGUAUUUUACCAAUUUAACUGUCUAAGGAAUUUUAACCCUCAAAACUGCAAAACAAAACAAAACAAAACAAAAAAAACUUGGAGGACCCACACUUUUUUUAAGGCCCAUUUCAAACAACGAACAGCUUGUGCCAAAUUUAGCGGCAAAUAAGGAAAAUCUAUUGUUCUUCCUCACUUGCUUUCGUUCGGCACAUAACGUUUGAAACGGGUCUAACUAAUUCAGAAGCGUUUGCGUUCAGACGACAUCAGUUUCCACUGCUUAGGUCUGGGUCUAGCUUUUUACUUUGGCUUGUAGCUCACUUGAUGUAGACUCUAUAACAAUAGGUAUAGUAAGAGGUACGGCUGCAUGAAAGCUUCCAUUUCUCCUUUCCACCCCCCCUCGGUUUGUCGUUUGACCUCAGUUUGCAGGCCUCCCUAUCUCAUACUUAACGAAACACAAACAAGAAACACACAAAAAAGCCGCCUUCUACGCAGCCCAUCUUUAUUGUCAUCAGCGAAGUCACGGAAGUUUUUAAACCAACUUUAAAGGUGGAUUUUCUUUCUCAGGGCAAUAGUCAUGCAGGUAGCUCGGACAUGGUAGAAGUUAUUCCGGGCGGAGAAAAGCUCCACAUGGUCGAGUUCAGCUUUGAAGCUCAAAGUGCAGGAGAAUUAUCCGUGACUGAAGGAAACCUAGUGUCUGUCCUGCGAUACUCAGAUAACAGCGGUAACCCUGAGUGGUGGCUAAUUCAGUGUAAUGGUGCCACUGGUUAUGUGCCACAAAGUUACCUUUCUCUGCUAGAAGAUGCUGCUGAUAGUAGCGAAGGAGGUGCAAGUAGUACUGACAAUGCCUUCGCAGAUGAUAGCGUUAUUACCAAUGAAACGAGUCAGAUGGUGGUUACGGAAACAGAUCCAAGAGAGGAAUGCAGUGUAGCGUUGACUCGCGAGACUAAUCCUAAAGCAAGCUAUUACGCAGAGUUUGCGUUCGAGGCUAGUAGUGUAGCGGAAUUGAAUCUUGAAGAAGGACAAGCAGUAGUUGUUUUGCAGAAGCAGGAUUUGACAGGCAAUGAAGAAUGGUGGCUUGUAGAGGCGGAUGGACGUAAGGGAUACGUACCUUCCAGCUAUUUAACGCCGGUUGAAGAUUAAAAGCGACAGAACAGCAAAUAAAGGUUUAGUGUGCAAUAGCUUCUUCACAAGCUAGCCUGGGAAAACAGUCCACAUUUCGCGACGCUACCACUGAUUUCUUCGGCGUAAACAUGACUUCUGAGGAACGAGCGCAGAAAUUCCAUACUGAUGACGUGUCACUACCCAAAUCUGGGUAGUGCUACUGAUUGGUCUUGCCACUAGGGACAUUUCGGUCUGACCGACCAGACCGGUCAAAGUUGACCACCUUCAAAGCUGGUCCCGAAUAUCCUGGUCGGACUAAACCGAAAUGGUUCGUUCCAUUUGAUGUACCUCCCGAAAUUUCCCGGAAUUUUGGGUUGAAUGGAAAACGCCCAAGAAUUUUGCUUACCAUUUACCCAUACCGUGAACCGACCAGUUUGCUCGUGGAGAUGGUGAACAACCGGAGUUUUACGAGGAAACCAUUGGAAGCGUCGCGAAAUGUCGGCUGUUCCUUUGGCUCAGGCUGGUCAGUUAAAGGGACUACAGAAUAGAACUAUUUUGAAUUCCAAUCAAGCAUAAUCACAACCGAUUGCUCCGCAACUCCCUUUUAUUUCUAAUCGGUUAGGAAAGGCAAAAGUAGUCUUAUAGCGCUACCCGAAUGUUUUAAUAAACGCGUAUGACUAUGUUACUUUUUUUUAAGUUUGCUGUUUUGUAACUUACAAUAAGAAAUCAUUUGAAGCCUUGAGUCUUGCCUCCGCUGGCAGCGGCAUAGCUUGCUUCAACGGUGCGCUUUAUCUGUGUAAAAUUCUAUUCAUAAAUUAUUUCGUGAUGUAGAUAUCAAUAUGUAGAUAUCUUUCUCUGUGCUACCUUUAUAUGCUUAUUUUAUGAUGUAGAUAUCUUUCUCUGUGCUACUUUUAUAUGCUUAACUGAGGGGCCGUAAGCCGUCUUAACACUUAAACUGCAACGAGGAUUGAGGUGGUAACCUUGAUUUCAGUUAAAAAGGAAAGACAAUAUUUUAGUGUACAGUAGCUUCCAUUUGCACUCAGUGCAACCGGGAUGAAUACUAGCCUGCUAAUACAUCCACUUCUCCUCGCUCCUCGCCGCCAGGGACCUUUCUCCUGUCGAAAUGUCCAUAGUGGCGAGGAGCGAGGACAGACGGCUGUAUUAGGAGCCGCGCGAUUAUUUGACUUUUGAGGGGGGUACGGGUGAUUUGGAUUGGGUAAAAAUUAGUUUUCCCAAACCUCUGGUGAUAGAUUUUUCUCUGACAUGCAAAGGUGUAACAUUUUUUUUCAGUGUAGGAUAUUUUUUUUUCCCCAGGUGUUUCCUUGCAAUAAUUUUUUCCCUCGAAAUCAGUCUGCAGGAUAUUUUUUUCGGAAAUCACCCAUACCAAACCCCUCCCCUCCCCCGCCCCAUCUCAAAAGUCAAAUGGUCGGCCCCACAGCAAGCUACGUGAAUUUGUAAACCUGGCAAUCAGUUCCAUAAUGAUGACCAUGACAUGGGACUUCCAGAUCUUUAUCACGAGAUUUGUAAAACACGAGUAUUACCGUUUUCGUAAUAAACUGUUUCUUAAGAUAUGUGAAACCUCCAUGCAAUUGUCUCUUCUUCCGAGUAACCUACCAACCUAAAAUGAUAAUAGAAGAAAGGAAUAAACACUUAACUAAACUAAAGCACGUUUCGCACGCACAUGAACUCUUGCUUUGAUACGCGGUCAUAUUAAACUCACGUUCAACUUUAUACUGUGUGCCAAAUUAGCGAAAACAACAUCUCGCGAAUUUUUUUGCCACCCGGGGUUCAACAAGGCAAGCCAUCUAAUAACAUUGGUGGAAUUAAUGCUGGCAUAAUUGAAUUCACAGUAAAGUUAAUUCAAAUUUUAAGGAAGCUUGUCUCAACUACUUCUUGUUUAAAAGACACAGGAAAAUAGGGCUCAGCCCUUUAAAUUGUAUAUACACGGAUUUUCUGUAGCAAUUUUUGCAACAAACAUAAAUCAUUAAUAACUUUGCCAAGUACCUUCUGCGGUAUUUUUAACAAGCAAAUUUUGUACAUUAUAGUUUUGGGCUUUAAUUAGUUGCCCACUGCUAGCAAUUUAGCAAUCACAGG
Porites lobata is the source of this 17745-nucleotide messenger RNA. Lineage: Eukaryota; Metazoa; Cnidaria; Anthozoa; Scleractinia; Poritidae. The record is from the annotation of a GenBank genome assembly.